Nestor notabilis (Kea) is the source of this 336-nucleotide messenger RNA. Its product is annotated as small conductance calcium-activated potassium channel protein 2-like. The transcript is spliced from 3 exons. Gene Ontology annotation, biological process: potassium ion transmembrane transport. NCBI's taxonomy places the organism in Eukaryota, Metazoa, Chordata, Aves, Psittaciformes, Psittacidae. The annotation marks the transcript as partial. Gene Ontology annotation, molecular function: small conductance calcium-activated potassium channel activity; calmodulin binding. Gene Ontology annotation, cellular component: neuronal cell body; neuron projection; plasma membrane. The record is from RefSeq and is a predicted model, not a curated record.
UUGAUCUCCAUCACCUUCCUCUCCAUCGGCUACGGGGACAUGGUGCCGCACACCUACUGCGGGAAGGGCGUGUGUCUGCUCACUGGCAUCAUGGGUGCCGGCUGCACUGCGCUGGUCGUCGCUGUGGUUGCCAGGAAGCUGGAGCUCACCAAAGCAGAGAAACACGUGCACAACUUCAUGAUGGAUACGCAGCUGACGAAGCGGGUGAAAAAUGCUGCUGCCAACGUACUCAGGGAAACAUGGCUCAUCUACAAACACACCAAGCUGGUGAAGAAGAUUGACCAUGCCAAAGUUCGGAAACACCAGCGUAAGUUCCUCCAAGCCAUCCAUCAGUAA